Temnothorax curvispinosus is the source of this 779-nucleotide messenger RNA. RefSeq lists its product as uncharacterized. The annotation marks the transcript as partial. The record is from RefSeq and is a predicted model, not a curated record. The transcript is spliced from 3 exons. Lineage: Eukaryota; Metazoa; Arthropoda; Insecta; Hymenoptera; Formicidae.
UACGCGGUCUGCACAUUCGUGCAGAUUCUGCGUCUGAGUAAGAAUCAGAGUAGAUCGGAAGUGUGCGAGAUAGAACCUGUCUUUAUCAAAGAUGAGCCGAGAUUCGUUCAUCGCGGUAUACUCUUGGAUAUCUCUCCCAGAGGACGCGUACCGACCUUGGAAUACCUUUUACACAUUAUUGAUCUAUUGUCGUCAUUUAAAAUCUCACAUUUGCACCUCUACUCCAGACUUGUACAAAAUUGCGACUGGCAGCUUUGCUACUCCAAGUCCGAGAUGGUGACUCUAGAUAGAUAUUGCAGGGAUCGCCAUUUAGAUAUAGUCCCAACAUUGGACGUCGAUUCUAAUGUCAGCCAACAUCACCUGAUGCAAAUGUGGCCUAUCUUUCAAGAUUUGCUCGCAGUAUUCCCUAGCUUAAAUUAUGUUCACGUAGGCCCACGAUUAACCACUUUGUUGGUGCAAGCUGACAGUUUUGACUUGAGCGUAUCCGUUAACGAUACGCUCGAAACGGACAUGUCGGAAGUAUUCAAGUCUUACUCGUGCCUUCAAGAACUCUGGCAUAUCCUCAAUUUAAGCUCGAACACGACUCUACUUUUAUGUUCCAAUAGUUUACAUUCCAAAUCCGAGUUUCACAAUAUUCCUACUAAUAUCGUAUUUGUUGAAUACGGAUUUCAGGCUGAUUACGAUUUCUCCGAAUGGACGGAACCGUUCAGAUUAGCGGGCGGUAAUGUUUUACCAAGCUCUGGCACAGCUAGUUACAAUAGUUUGGCGGGAUGUCCUGC